Myxocyprinus asiaticus (Chinese sucker) is the source of this 1700-nucleotide messenger RNA. It is a transcript of the gene creg2, whose product is annotated as cellular repressor of E1A-stimulated genes 2. Lineage: Eukaryota; Metazoa; Chordata; Actinopteri; Cypriniformes; Catostomidae. The transcript is spliced from 4 exons. The record is from RefSeq and is a predicted model, not a curated record. The coding region runs from base 105 to 935 and encodes 276 amino acids.
ACUUACAGUACUACUACGUAACGCAGUAUCUUAGGUUAUGAAAUCAACAUGUUUCCCAUGCAGUUUUAAAAUACAGGAGCGCAGCGCUAGAGAAUCUAAACACUAUGAUGUUACUUCAUCUUCUUAUUGCGUUAAUGACACUAUGUGUGGGUGAGUGUUACACCAUCAGAAGCUCGGUCUCAUGGGCUGUCACGAAAGAUGUGGUGGAUGAAGAGCUGGACACGCACUCGGACGAGGCGCCCGCUGUGCUCGUCGAUAAUAUUGGGAUCUGGAAACAAGCCUAUCCCUCCUCUGUGUAUCAGGACGCUUCAGAGAAGAAAGCUGACCAGAGAUCGAAAAGUGAGGACGUUUCAUCGGCGUCCCGUGUGUUUUCAUACCGAAUGGAGGAGGUGAAAGCCCCGUCCAGUGUCCCGGAGCCUCCGCCACAUGAAGAGACAGCGAGAGUGGCCCGAUAUAUGGCCCAUUACAGCGACUGGGGUCACCUCGCCACAAUCUCCACGCAAGAUCAGAUAAAAGGACUUCCAUUUGGAAACAUCUUCUCUGUCAGUGACGGUCCUCUUGACAAUAGCACUGGAGUUCCUUAUUUCUAUGUUACGCCCAUGGACAACACUGUAACGGAUCUGCGCAGCUUUCCUUUUGCUUCCUUAACGUUUUCUGAGGCAGAGGGAGAUUUCUGCAGGAAGCAGGUUUAUGACCCUGAGGACCCUAGGUGUGCUAGACUCACUUUGACUGGUAAAAUGGUGGAAGUGGGACCAGAGGAGCUUGACUUUGCCAAGGAGGCUAUGUUCUCCAGACAUCCUGUCAUGAAGAAGUGGCCCCAUGGACAUAAGUGGUUUUUCAUGAAGCUGGUUCUGCAGCAAGUUUGGUUACAGGACUGGGUUGGAGGAGUCUCUCUUAUUCCGCUUGAAGAGUAUUUCAAAGCGACACCUUUCUGAGGAAAUAAACAAUAACAUUCUAUAAUUAACAUAGUAAAAGCAUAACUGAACUGAAUAAAGACAGAAGUUGGUUACAAUUUUUGUUAUGAACUGCUUCCAACAAGAUGCACUUGCCCUGGCCAUGACCCUGGUUUAGUGUCACAGGGCUUUUCUCCCAAACAUAUUCCUGAGGAUUUAUUGAAUGUAUGAAUUAUCUGAACAGUGCAUAUACAGUGCAGUACAGUAAUUCCAAAAACGCUCAAGGUUGGGGGCAUUUAUCACAUACUGUAUGCUAAGUAGCACACUUUAAGUUUCAUAAUUUUUGUGUCAAAGGAAAGUUAUUAAUUCAUUACACACAAACAUUCAAAUCACUCAUAUCGAAUUAUACCACAGGCCUUAACAAAGGAAGGUAAUCUGUAUCCUAGAUACUUUAGUGCACAAAAGAAAGGCAUAUACAUACAGUAUACUAGUAAGUGGAGAUUUGAUUUGUCUGUUUUUUUCUGAAACAUAAUUUACAUUGUUAAGGGUUUGAAAUUUCAUCAACCGCUGAAAUGUGGAGUAUAAGUUAGCACUUUUGUAUUUUUCAUUGGUAUUGAUAGGGUCUAAUGCAUUCCUACAGUUCAUGUUCAUUUUCAUGUCUGCAUUUAUCUCUAAAGGAAAGUGACAUACAUGACCUCACUAUCUAAAUGAAUUAUAUCUAACAUCUGUUUGUGCCUUGCAAUACUUUUUAACAUUGUAAUACAUGUGCUGCACAAAUAAAAUAAAAAGUAUUAAUAAUAUACAGUA